Messenger RNA from Stylonychia lemnae, 1410 nucleotides. NCBI's taxonomy places the organism in Eukaryota, Ciliophora, Spirotrichea, Sporadotrichida, Oxytrichidae. The record is from the annotation of a GenBank genome assembly.
AUGGAUAUAGAUGACUUAUUUCAUAAGUAUAAUGACUAUGCCAAGGAUCACGGCUUUAAAAUGCGUAAAAAUACUAGAAAGGCUGAGAAGAAUCAGCUUGUCGAGUACUCUUACUUUUAGUGUUCAUUUGGACAUACUAAGGUUUUUGAAAAGCAUGGAGGCUAUAGAAAAACUCAAUGGAAAAAUGAUCUAUAUAAAAAAGGUACUGCUAAGAGCAUUCCUUGCAAGGCUAAGGUGAUAUUUGAGAAGAAUUAUACUGAUGAAUGGUGUCUGAAAGAAAUAGUUAGUGGCCAUAAUCAUGAGCCAGACCAUACUUUACUGUCAAAUGAAAUAGUAUACUACAUAGAUGAGUUUGUGACUAAGUAAGGCUGUAAGAUCUCUGCCAUGGAGAUUGUCAAUCAUUUGAGAGCGAGAUUCAAUCGUGAUUUUGACUUAUGUACUCUUCUUCAUCAUAUUAGUCAGAGAUUCGACAUAGUACACAAGGCAGAGAAUGUUGAGUUUGGAAAGGACAUGGUCAAGGAAUACCCAAGUGAAGUAAGAGAAGGAGUCUUUGAUGAUUAUGAGUUGAGAAGAUUAGUUUUUAUAACAAAUGAUAUGAUCAAUAGAUAUGAAUACUAUGGAGAGUACUUGAUGUUUAUAGAUGGCAUAUUCAGUCCGAAGUUUAUUGAAAACUAUAUUUUAGUAUUAAAUGGUGUUAGCUAGGAUGGGGAUAUUCAAGUAUUUGGAGUUAUAAUAUGCAAAAAAGAAGUUGAGUCGCUUAAAAUUUGCUUUGAAAAAUUCCUUAAAUUUCACAAACCAAUUCAACCAAAGUCUAUUGUGAUUGAUUCAGAUCCAUUCAUUCUAGAAGCAGCACAGAAAAACCUAUUGUCAGUUAUGGACUUAAUUAUAGUCAUAGAUACUCUAAAAAUGAGUUUUUCCAGAGAGUAUCUCGAUCUCUUAACCUAUAAAGACUCUCAUCAAAGUCUUUCAAAUCUGCUCUUGAUAAUUUCUAAGGAGUACUAUGAAUAGCACAGAUGGAAAGUUCUCAACAAAGAGCAGACUCAGGUCUAGUAAGAUCAAACAAAACUAGUCUAUAUUCUUCAUUAAACAAAGUAGAUGGUGGUUACACAGCAAAAAAACCUUAAGUAGUACUCAGAAGAGAUGGCAAUAGAUUAAGUGAAAUAGAGAGAAUUUUAAACAAUUAAGCAUAAACUCCUAAUGUGUGAUGAAGAAGAUGUCGAGUAGGUUACUGUAGAUCAUAUUAAUAAGGAUAUAAGUUGUACCUGCGAGUAUGCUAAUGAGUAUGGAGGGCUUCCAUAUGGAUUUGCUAAUCAAAAGCUUAGAUAAGUUUUGGCUUUAAAGCUAAAUUAAGCCAAAUAUCAGUGUUUCUGGAUAGCAAAAUGUGCAAUUGAAAAAUCAGUUAAACCCUGA